CCAAACUUCCAUGGACGGAUCUCACAUCCAUGUGCUAAAUGUCUCGUACUAUAGGCACCGUCCGUUUCUUACUUACUGCUUCUAUUGACACUGCCUGUGUGGUGGUCCGAAGGCAGCUACCCGUACAUCGGCCAUCACACCAUCAAAAUUUGGUCGCUCUCAAAUCUAUCGCUGCUUUUUUGCGACUUCGAUCAAUCAUUAUGCCAGAGCAAUAGAUAUGGUAUAGCUUGCCAAUUGAGGUAAAACCCCAUGUCAUCUCUCAAUUGUUACUGCGCCUACGUCACCACUUCUGAGUCUUUAGAUACAAUCCAACCUGCCUGUCUUUCGACAAAGUAACACAUACAGACAUGUCACUACAUUCGGGAAACAUCCCGGAGGCCUCCUCGAUGCUUAGCCCUAAUCUUCCGGCAUUGAUUAGCCAACCCGCACCACCCAGAGUCCUCCCGACAGUGUUGCAAGCAAGCCAAUUUCUCGCCUCUUUCUUCCCAAUACGAACUCGCGAUGUCCCAUGGCUCUAUCAUGAACCGAGAAAUCCUCGUUACUCGCCGGAUACUGCGCCAGUCGCACGCAUAGUAUGCAGUAUUACCCCUACAGCUGGGGUUUAUACGGCUAUGCAUACAGCUCGUACACCACCACCUCUUGUCUUCUUACAUCGACCUUUUACCUUGGACAGGAAACGAGUCACUCGUAACACGAAUGUCUUGAGCUCCCAUGUUGGCUUCGAUGAAGUCUUGACAACUGGCUGGAAUGAGGCUUUGGCUGGACGUCUUGGCUUAUAUACUGGCGACGAUGCUGUAUGCAUACAGGGAUACAAAGGUGAUCCAGAUCGUCGUAUAGGUCUCGUCGCAGCAUCUCGGAUGACGACUAAACUCGGCUCAAUCUCCGAUGCUACCAAACGCGAAUUUGGCCAGUGGGAUGCUGUAUACGGAGUCGAUGUUGAAAGCAAAGAAGAUAUGGCGCAACCCGUUUCCGUCGUCGCCAUCAUGAACGCGUUCCAUCCAGAAGAAGUGCAACGAGUCGCAGAAGCUGCAUUGUCUAAAGGCUGGAUCUCAGACAUUGAUGACGGAAGCAGUAUAGUCUACCUCACCGGCCAAGCACGAGAACCAGGACUUCUCGCCGCACAAGAGAAGAAGAUGAAAGUCUUUUGCGUCGGCCAUCGGAGCUGUGAAGAAUGGGGAAUCAGAUAUCUGGCUUCUGAACUGAGACGAGAGUUUCCCAUGGUUGAUGUCUGCGAGGUGUACGAAGAUGAAGAGCCGCGACUACCACGAGAGCCGAAGAAACCAAAGCCGGACUUGAAGAGGAAUGUACCUUCCUCUACAGCGAACUUGCCGGAGCAAAAGCGUAGACUAGAGGAUACACCUUCUGUCGAAUAGAGCUAGCGUCAACAAUAGAAGU
This is a messenger RNA of Aureobasidium pullulans EXF-150, 1395 nucleotides long. RefSeq lists its product as uncharacterized. Lineage: Eukaryota; Fungi; Ascomycota; Dothideomycetes; Dothideales; Saccotheciaceae. The record is from RefSeq and is a predicted model, not a curated record. Bases 348 to 1373 code for a protein of 341 amino acids. The transcript has a single exon.